Messenger RNA from Ambispora gerdemannii, 843 nucleotides. NCBI's taxonomy places the organism in Eukaryota, Fungi, Glomeromycota, Glomeromycetes, Archaeosporales, Ambisporaceae. The record is from the annotation of a GenBank genome assembly.
AUGGUUAAAGAAAUGAUACUUUCCCAAUGUAAACGUAUAUUUGCAUGUUCGUCGUCGUAUCCAAUACAAUUGCAAUCUUUGUUUUUGGCGCGUGAAUGCAUCAAAUUUGCAUCUUUUUAUCAAACUAAGCAUCAGCUACUAGAUCAAAAUAAAAAGCAACAAUUCCACUCAACACCCAUACUCCAAAAAAGAAAAUCACGUCAAAUAAAACGGGCACACAUAAAAUUCAAAGCCGACCGUCAAAAGCAAGAAGAAGAUUCAAGACCCGAUCCGAUAUCCGGAAUCGAGACACCAUUUACCAAGUCGCUGCUACGUCCCGAACAAGUGUAUCAAGCGGCCACUGAUCCAUCAUUACCACGACCUAAACAUUAUUUCCUCGAUCAGAGUGAUGAAAAUUUAUUGUUUCAUACAAUGCCGAAAGCGGCAAAAGAGUUGAAUAGUCAACAGCAGCAAGCGAAUCGUGGUGAUGAUGUUGCUGAAGUUAAAGAUGAAGAAGAGAAAGCUGCGACUUUGGAAAAAAUUGUUUCGUUACAUAAUACGAACGCUAAAGCUAUUUCGUUGUAUAAUGUUCGUCAGGCGCUUAAAGAAUUUGGUAGAUUUGAAGGGGAUACAGGAAGUCCCGAAGUCCAAGCUGCUGUCUGGACGGUUCGUAUUCUCAAUCUUCACGAACACAUUAAAAAAAACCGAAAAGACAAACACAACUAUAGACAACUACGAAUGAUGGUGCACAAACGACAAGGCAUGCUCAAAUAUUUGAAGCGGCAAGAUCUGGGACGAUAUUUUGAUUGUUUGAAACGGUUGGGAUUGGAUCAAAAAACUAUCGAAGGGCAAAUUGUUAUUUAA